AUGUCCGGAUACUUUUCCGUCAGCCAGGUCGCCAGCCAUAACUCCGAGAACGACUGCUGGGUCAUCAUCCAUGACAAAGUCUACGAUGUCUCUAACUUCUUGAACGACCACCCCGGUGGAAAGAAAAUCAUCUUGAAGAACGCCGGAACUGAUGCCACCAAGCAGUUCGAUGCCUUCCACAACCCUGGUGUCCUUGAGAAGUAUGGCGCCCUCUGCAUCGGAAGCAUUGGUGAACCACCCAAGGCUGGCACUGAGGAGGACUCCUCCGCUGCCGUCUCUGUCGAGGAUGACGAGUUCCAGUUCGGCGAGAUGAUUCCCUAUGGCGAUCCAUCCUGGUACCAGCAGUGGGGAAGCCCUUACUACAAGGAUUCGCAUCGUCGUAUUCGUCGCUAUGUCCGCAAAUUUGUCGACACCGAUAUCAUGCCCUUCGCUCACGAGUGGGACGAGGCCAAGCAGGUCCCCAUGUUCCUCUUCAAGAAGUGCGCCGAGAUGGGUAUCCUCGCUGCCGUUGCUGGCAACGGCACCCUCCCCACCGAGUACUUCAACCUCGAGGACACCACCUUGUUCCGCGGCGGUGACAAUGCCAUCGUACCCCCACAAGAGUUCGAUGCCUUCCACGGCUUCAUCAUCUUUGACGAGCUCUCCCGCUGUGGUUCCGGAGGAGUUCUCUGGGGUAUCCUCGGAGGUCUUGGAAUCGGUCUCCCUCCCAUCAUCAAGUACGGUAGCGAAGAGCUCAAGCGCCGCAUCGUCCCCGAGGUCUUGGCGGGUCGCAAGACCAUCUGCUUGGCCAUUACUGAGCCCCAGGCUGGAUCUGAUGUCGCCAACUUGACCGCUGUCGCCAACGAGAUGGGCGAUGGCUUUAUCGUCAACGGUGAGAAGAAGUGGAUCACUAACGGAACCUUUGCCGACUACUUCACAACCGCCGUCCGCACUGGAGGCGAUGGUAUGGGCGGUGUCAGCUUGUUGGUCAUUGAGCGCGGCAUGCCCGGUGUUACCACCCGUCAAAUGAAGUGCUCUGGUGUCUGGUCCUCUGGAACUGCCUACAUCAACUUCGAUGACGUCAAGGUCCCCCGUGCCAACAUUGUCGGAAAGGAGAACCGCGGAUUCAAGUACAUCAUGAACAACUUCAACCACGAGCGCAUGGGAAUCGUCAUCCAGGCUAACCGUCUCGCUCGUGUCUGUCUCGAGGAGGCCAUCAAGUACGGAAGCAAGCGCAAGACCUUUGGUGUCAAGCUGGUCAACCACCCCGUCCUCCGUAACAAAUUGGCUCACAUGGCCCGCCAAAUCGAGGCAACCCAUGCAUGGACCGAGAACGUCAUCUUCCAGACCAUCAACAUGCCCGAGGAGCUUCAACCCAUCAAGUUGGGAGGCCCCAUUGCUUUGCUCAAGGCCCAAGCGACCCAGACGCUGGAAUACUGUGCUCGUGAGGCAUCUCAGAUCUUUGGAGGACUCGCCUACACUCGUGGAGGACAGGGAGAGAAGGUCGAGCGUAUCUACCGUGAGGUGCGUGCCUAUGCCAUCCCUGGUGGUUCUGAGGAGAUCAUGUUGGAUCUCGGUAUGCGCCAGUCUAUCAAGGUUGCCACGUCGUUGUACGGAGCCAAGCUUUAA
Molecule: messenger RNA, 1608 nt
Organism: Linnemannia hyalina
Lineage: Eukaryota; Fungi; Mortierellomycota; Mortierellomycetes; Mortierellales; Mortierellaceae
Source: the annotation of a GenBank genome assembly